GUCGUAGUCCGCGAAGCAGACGCAAAGCCGGCGCGAUGUCGGAGCCGAGGCAGCUGGAGAGAUGCGGCAGCAUCUGCGCGCCCGACCCCUACGAGGAGCUGCUGGCGGCGCUCACCAGCAAGGACCUGGACAAGUUCCGCCGCCUGCUGGACGGCGCCGACAUCGCGGACCCCGACCACGCGUACGGCCACCGCGGCUCCUGCCUGUACGUGGCGUGCUCGCUGGACGACGGCGCGCCCUACGUGGAGGCGCUGCUGCGCCGCGGCGCCGACCCCAACCUCGUGAACCAGCAGCUGCGGCGCGCGCCGGUGCACGUGGCCGCCGCCAAGGGCAACGUGGCGGUGCUGCGCGCCCUGCUGGCCGGCGGCCGCCUCGACGUGGCGCAGCUAGACAAGUUCGGCGACACCGCGCUCCACGCGGCCGCCAAGCAGCUCAAGGACGACCGCGGCGGCCACGACGAGUGCCUGGAGCUCCUGCUGGAGGAGACCGACGCCGACGCGAACCUCCCGAACCGGCAGGACCUCACCGCGGUCCACCUCGUCGCGCAGCGGGCGUGUCGCCGCACGCUCGAGAACGUGCUCCGGCUGGCGGCGCCCGACCUCGACUCCUACAGGUCGCCCGUCGACGAGAAGACGGCCCGGCAGAUCAUCGCCGAGAGGUACCCCGACCUGCCGCUGCCGCAGCUCGGCCCGGCAGAGCUGUCCGAGGGCAGGGCCAGGACGGCGCUGUUCAAGCACCUCAGGAGGCGGGACGCGAGGACCUUCGAGUCGGCGCUCGACGACGCCCUCGGGAACCACGGGGACGCGGUCGUCAAGUGGCACGACGGCAGCUUCACCUUGCUGCAGUACGCUUGCAGCUACGGCCUCGCCGAACACGUCCAAGUCAUGCUCGGCAGGAAGUUCGACCCGAACUACACUAUACAAACCAAUCCCAAAGCUCCUAUAUUCCUGGCUUGUAAAAAUGGGUUCUACAAAAUCUUGGAAAAGUUCAUUAAUUAUCUAUCCAUGUCUGAUGCUAAAGUGAUAAGUUUUUACGACUUCGAUGGCAGAACUAGCAUCUUACAUGCCGUGAUAAACGGUAAAAGGUGGGGUACAAUUACAUCACCAGAUCAAGAUUAUGAUAAAUGCCUUGAUAUAAUAAUGAACAACAUUUUAACUCUAGAUAUUGACAUUGACUCGGUAGAUAGUGUGGGAAAUACAGCUCUCCACUAUGCUGCUAAACAUCAACUUUCAGACAUCAUCACCCGACUCUUAGCUAAUGGUGCCUACAUAGGUACCAAGGACAGAUUCGGUGAGCUCCCUCUAGCGAAAAUUGAGUUGGAUAUUUUGGAAAAUUUCUUGAACAGUUGUGUCAAAGAAGGCAAAAACAAGGACCAAUCUGCGGACGAUUUUGAAGUUGAACUAAAUUACGAGAUGAUGGUCCCGCCUAGAGUGAAGGCACUCUGCAAGCGCAGAGUGACAGGUAGCAACACAAACUCCAUAGCAGACAAGAGUUUGGCCAGAACACCUGAAUGCCUUAUGAAAAGGAGAGGUUCCGAAUACAGCGUUAUCAUCAACGAUGUAGACAAGAAACCACUUAACAGUCCUGUUACACACGAAAUUAUUUUCAAGACUUCCAUUCAAGAGAAAAACAAAGAGUAUCUUAAGAAUUCAACACCUGAAAUUGGUCCUUUGCUGUAUAUUGGACGAUCGAAACAACUACGCCAUCUCCUUACACAUCCAGUGUUCUCAAGCUUUAUGUACCUCAAGUGGCAAAGUUUCCAAUAUUUCUUUUACAUUAACUUGUUCUUGUAUCUCUUGUUCGUAAUCCUACUUUCAAUCUACAUUCUGUGUGACUAUGCAAAUUUUCCUGUUGAAGAGGGUAAUGAAAAUGUAUUACAUAACAAAACAGUCCAUGAUGCUGGAGUGAGCAAUAAAACUAGUGUAAAAAGUUACAUAUGGGGAUUUCUUGUAGUGUUUGAGAUUUUGCUUAUCGCAAGGGAAAUGUUUCAGUUGCUAGUUUCUCCAAAGAGAUACUUUCGAAGUCCAGAAAACUACAUGGAAUUGCUGUUGAUCGUGCUAACAAGUAUCAUUAUAUUUUCAGACAUACAAAGUCAAAAUAUUAGGACAAAUUUGUCAGCCUAUGGAAUACUGCUGUCUUAUGCCGAGUUGGUGCUCCUCCUUGGACGGCACCCUAAGCUAUCAACCAAUAUCGAAAUGCUGAAGAGGGUGUCAUGUAAUUUCUUAAAAUUUUUGGCCUGGUACUCCAGCCUCCUGCUAGCAUUCUCGCUGAGCUUCUACAUACUGUUUCGCAACAGCAGUUCAUCAAAGACAGAGGAUGGCGAUGGCGAAGAGAACUUCUUUUUGAAUCCUGGGAUGUCGAUGCUUAAAACAGUGGUGAUGAUGACAGGCGAGUUCGAUGCCUCAUCGCUGCCAUUCGAGUCUCUGCCAGGGACGAGCCAGUUCAUGUUCAUCCUGUUUGUGUUCCUCAUUGCUCUGGUGUUGCUGAACCUGCUCAAUGGCUUGGCCGUCAGCGACACCCAAGCCAUCAAAAACGACGCAGAAAUUGUCAGUCUCGUGUCCCGGGUACAGCUGAUCCAUCACUUCGAGAGUAUGAUGCUGGGAAACCCACUAUCUUGGCUAUCUCCAUUGUGUCACUACUGCUGUUGUAUUCCUGAUGAACGGUACUUGGGAUUCAUCUCUGGAAUCUCCCGAAAGAUGUUCCACAGGAUGAGCAUUUUUCCACGCAUGACACCAGAUUUCAAAGCGUAUGUUCUACCUAAUCAGGACUGUCAUGUAACAUUUCUUUCCCUUGUGGAUCGCCAGGCGCAGCAAGUUAAAGACAUUACUGAAGUCAGUGUAGGAAAACUGGACCCAGCAAUAGUCAAAUCAACUGUUGCUCUCCUCUCUCGGGCUUCAAAAACUUUGGAAAAUGACUGUUUUCGCCAAAUAAUGGUGCAGAACCAGCGACUGCAGGAGCAAAACAAGCAAAUGAUGCAAGACUUUCAUUAUUUCAUGGAUGAAUGCAAGAAGAUGUUACUAGAACAUCAACAAACGAUGUUUGAGAACAUAAAUAGCAGUUUGGGUAACCGAAGACUGAUGGUGGAAAGCCAGCGUAUGAUAGAUGUAGAUAAUUAGAAAUUGCUUCAGUCACAUGCAAGUGACACGUGCACUGAUAAACAGUAUUGAUUCUGAGUACUAAAUCAUUGUUGAAGAAAGGUUGGCAGCUAGACAUAAAUAUUAAUCCACCUUCUAAGUUCAAGCCCAUGAGACUGCAUAAAAUGCAGUAUAAUGAGAAAUUAACAUGAAUGAAGUAUAUAAGUUGUAAAGCUUAUUUAAUUUUCUUCUCUAUUUUUAUUCCAGGUCCUUUACUUCAGCAGCCUAAAAAUAUUACACAAGAAGAAUCUUUGGCCUAACUUUAUCUUUGGCUAGAAUCUUGUGUGCUUUAUCAAGUCAAUAACAGUAUAAAGCCAAGAAAAGUAUAACUGAAAGCAGCUUGAACAAGAACAUGCACCAUCUUAGUGUAAUGGAAUACAUUUUAUUUAAACAUACUUCAUUAUUAGCAAGAGAGGUUCUUCUUAAGUGUGCUAUCUACCUAGCAUGAAAUUGUGCACUAAAGUGUUUGACAAGUAGGUUUUUUUUUUUUACAGGAAACUACUGAAUGUAUUUACAACCUGUUUUCGCAUGAAAAUAAAAAAAUACUUCAGAAUAUGUUGGAUACCUACUUUCAAGACUUUUUCGUGGUAAACAUAGCCAAGACUGGUAUAUUUUAAAACUUCAUAAGUAUUUGAAUAUUGAAAUUCUACCCAAAGGCCUGCAAUGAACUUUGUUACGUAGGUACACAUUUUCCAGUGAAAAAAAGUUCUAGUCUAACAUCAUUACUUUGUAAAUAAAAGGUAUGUGUAACAUUAAAACAUCUAAAAUUAUCUAGCACGUUAAUGUUUUAUAUUAGAAAACAUUGUUGCUGGAAUUGAUUAGACAUUGAACAUAAAUGUGUACCGAAGUAAUAGAGCAAUGUACUAGUAUUUAGAACACAAAACUACAGUGUAAAAGUAAAAUACUGAAAUAAUAAUUUUAAAAAGACAUCUACAGAAAAUUAUUGGUAAAAGUUAAAAACCUUUUUAUACAGCUCACAAAAUUGUACUUGUCAAUAAAACUAAAAACAAAUUUACAAGCCUCAGAAAAAUGGUAAAAUAUAAAUGUAAGGUUUUAAAUAGCAUGGUUAUGAUAAAAGGCUUAAUGUGACAGAAUCUCCUAAAUCAUGUAAAGCUUCACACCAGAAAAUUUAGAUUCUGCAUGAAUUUAAAUAUUUUAAUUUUUAUACAAAGCUUUUUUUGGUGUAAAUUCGGAUGUGUAAAAAAAAAUAAUGGAAUCAAUAUUUUUUUUCUUGACUUAAUUUUGUGUUACUUUACACAAACAAUAACUCCCUUGCUAUAAGCAGUAUAUUUUCAGUAUCAAUCACACUUAAGUUACCAAAUAUGCCAUGUUCCAGCUAAAUAAGUAUCUUGAUCACGUCCUGCUUACACCAAUACUAACUGUUCUAUCCAUUGAUAUUCUAACAAACAAUGAUAAAACAAUGGUCAGAAAACAGGAAUAUGUGUACCUAAUGUUAAGCUAGGUCUGCAUAAUGUUGUGUGUUGCCAUGCAUUCUUGCAAGAUGUGUACUCACAAACAUACCUACAUAUUUACAGUUAGGUAUUUCAGCUUUAAAAUAAUGCUUUGCUUUAAGCACUAAAGCCAUUGUUUUCAUAUACACAGAGAAUUGUAUGUAACCACUUUGCGUCUUCAGUUACAAGGAUAAAUAGUAUGUAAGAUAACUAUUGUGAAAAAACAUACAACAAAAAAGGAGAGGUGAAUGAACUAUGCUGGAUAUCCUCAAGUAAUAUGAAGCAAACAUCCUACACAUUCCAGAACACAACAUUAAUAUUUUUGCUACCUGAUUUAUUUUUUAUAUUAUUUUUAUUAGUUUCUCAGUUAUAAUAGAAAAAAGUUUUAACGUGGUAAUUGUAUAAACUUGUUUGUUUAUUUUUAGCAUACCUUAUAAUAUUCUUAAAAAAUUUUUAUUCAGAGUAUUUUUAACAUUACAAUUGUAAAAAAUGGGGAAAUGAAAUGUAAAAAUUUGUAAUGUAAGUACGUACUGAAGAACGUAACUUUACACAAUGUACAGAAAUAUAUAAAUAAAAAUAGACACAAAUGAGAAAUAAAUAAAAUGAUUA
Messenger RNA from Bacillus rossius redtenbacheri, 5194 nucleotides. RefSeq names its product transient receptor potential cation channel protein painless-like. Lineage: Eukaryota; Metazoa; Arthropoda; Insecta; Phasmatodea; Bacillidae. Gene Ontology annotation, molecular function: protein binding; monoatomic ion channel activity. Gene Ontology annotation, biological process: transmembrane transport; monoatomic ion transport. The transcript is spliced from 2 exons. The coding region runs from base 36 to 3116 and encodes 1026 amino acids. The record is from RefSeq and is a predicted model, not a curated record. Gene Ontology annotation, cellular component: membrane.